UUCACUGUGAUCUGACUGAGAGGCAGACGGAGCUCUAGCGGUCAAACUCGCCACCAACUCUGCAUCAUCCGUAGGCUACUCAAAGUAAAACACUGGGGCAGUUGCUGCUCCUGCUUCGCUUUUUUCUGCUGUGUGUUUUUCGCAGCGUGUGUGUUGUAGUUGUGAGCAUGCAAAGCAACGGCCAUCACCGAAACAAGGAAUCAAGGAAAACAUGGACAAAUCGGCAACUUACAUUUUACAAAUGCACUUUAUAUUUAUUCAUCUUUAGUCUGGAACUGAAGAGGAGCGUUACGGCGCCGCUGGACUCUGACGAGUUUGCUUUCUUCCAUGAGGGCGCCCAGGGGUGCCUGGGGGUGCGGGAUCACUCCCUCGUCUUGUCAACCUCCUGUGAGGAAGACAACCAGCGCUGGAAGUGGGUGACCCGGGGUCGCCUGUUCAACCUGGGCUCGUCGCUGUGCCUGGGCGUAACCACUGGUAACGUCACCUCUAGACGGGACGGGUCUCCUCUGGGUGUGUACACCUGUGACCGCGAGCCACCCAGAAUACGCUGGACCUGGAACUGUGGCCAGGUGUUGGACAACCUCAACAACUACCUUCCCUCACCCUCGUUUUGGAACUCCUCCUCAACCUCCCCUCCUUCAAAGCUCAAAUGGACACUGCAUGGUGGUGUGCAGGACCUGUGCUCUAAAACGUAUCGUGAGAUCUACACAAUCCAGGGGAACUCUCAUGGCCGCCCCUGCUAUCUGCCCUUCCAGUAUGACAACCAGUGGUUCCACAACUGCACCAGUAUCGGGCGUGAGGACGGUCACCUCUGGUGUGCCACCACCUUUGACUACGGCAAAGACGAACGUUGGGGCUUCUGUCCUGUAAAGACCAGUGGCUGUGAAACAUUCUGGGAUACUGACCCGCUGACAGAGAGCUGUUACCAGUUUAACUUCCAGGCUACGCUGUCAUGGAGCGAGGCUCGGAUCAGUUGCCAGCAGCAGGGAGCAGAUUUGCUAAGCAUCACCAAGCUACAUGAACAGACAUACAUCAAUGGUUUACUGACAGGCUACAGUGCUGCUCUGUGGAUUGGCCUCAAUGACCUGGACAUUAAUGGAGGCUGGCAAUGGGCCGACUCGUCACCGCUCAAAUAUCUCAACUGGGAGUCAGAGCAGCCAAACCAUGCUGAGGAGGAGAACUGCGCUGUGAUCAGAACAUCGGGUCGUUGGGAAAACCGAGAUUGUUCUGUUGCUCUGCCGUAUGUCUGUAAGAAGAGGCCCAAUGCCACCCUGGACCCCUUCACUACUGACUCGUGGGCAGAUGAUGAGAAAUAUGAGUGUGAUGUGGGCUGGCAGGCCUUCCAGGCUGGCUGCUACAAGCUAACUUCAGAUAAGAUUGACUGGGAUACAGCUCAGAAAACCUGUCAGAGGAUGGAGGCCAACCUGGUCAGCAUCCACACCCUACCUGAGCUCGAGUUCAUCAUACGCAACCUGAAGAAAGAGAUUGACCAGCUAUGGAUCGGGCUCCAUGACACUGAUAUGCAAAUGGACUUCCAAUGGACUGACCACACACCCGUCAUCUUCACUUACUGGCACCCCUUUGAACCCAACAACUUCCGCAACACCCAAGAAGAUUGCGUCUCCAUUUGGGGAGCUGAGGGCCGCUGGGAUGACAGCCCUUGUAAUCUGACUCUGACCUCCAUCUGUAAGAAACCGGGAACAAAGAGUGAUGGGAAGCCACAGCACCAAGACUGCAAACAAGGCUGGAAGUGGCACAGUCCAGCUUGUUACUGGGUGGGAGAAGAUCUGUUUACCUUUGAUGAGGCCAGGAAGUCCUGCGAGGACAAUGGAGCCGCCCUUGUUACCAUUACCAAUAGGUUCGAGCAGGCCUUCGCCAACAGCCUGGUGUUUGGUCGCUCUGGUGAUUCCUUCUGGAUCGGCCUCCAUGACCAGGCCAGCCCCGGCUCUUUCCACUGGCUCAGCAAGGAUGAAGUGUCCUACACCAACUGGAAUCGCGACCAGCCGGUGAAAGUCCAGGGCGGCUGCGUUUCCAUGGCGACGGGCUUCGCAACAGGUCUGUGGGAGGUGAGGGAGUGUGCGUCAUCGAAGGCUAAAUUCAUCUGCCGUCAGAACCAGGACACGUCUCUGAGCCCCGAGCCCCCUGUCCCCCAGCCCACCCCGAGCCUCAGCGGCUCCUGUCCCAGCGGCUGGAAGAGCAACAACAACCUGCGCUACUGUUACAAGGUGUUCCAUUCCUCCCAGCUGGAGAAGAAGCUGAGCUGGCUGCAGGCUCACCUGUCCUGCCGGAGACACGGAGCCAACCUGCUGAGUAUCAGCAGCCCUGAGGAGGAGCAAUUUGUUCUGCAGGUCCUCCAUGAGGCCUUUGGGGAGUCAGAGGACCAUGAACAGCACUGGUUUUGGAUCGGACUGAACCGCAGAAACCCAAUGGACAAUGGCAGCUGGAAGUGGAGUGAUGGACUGGCUUUCACAUACCAGAACUUUGGCCGCUACUACUACAACGUCCGGCAAUGUGCUGCAGCAGACUUGGGCACUAUGACCUGGCUGGCCAUGCACUGUGACUCUGAGUUAGACUGGAUCUGCAAGAUCCCCAGAGGUAGUGUUGAGAAGGAACCAGAUGUCUCUGAAGGCACAACUUCACCGGAGUGGAUUGGCUUCCAGGAAGCUGAGUAUAAAUUUUUUGACCACCGCACCACUUGGGACCAGGCCCAGAGGAUUUGCUCCUGGUUUGAUUCCUCGCUGGCCUCGGUCCACUCAGCUGAGGAGGAAGCUUUCCUGGCCAACACUUUACGCAAGAUGGUGAAGGUGGAGGGUGACAACUGGUGGCUGGGGCUUCACACCUACGAAAACGAUGGCCGUUUCCGCUGGUCUGACCACUCUGUGCUCAAUUAUGUGUCCUGGGCCCUUGGGAGGCCGCAUCCAGUCAGCCGUGAUCGCAAAUGUGUCCACAUGUCCGCCAGCACAGCGGACUGGGCUGAUCAGAAGUGCCAGUCUGACCUGCCCUACAUCUGUAAGAGAGUGAAUGUCACAGGCACCAUUCCUCCAACUCCGUCAUCACCCCACCUACCUUCAGGCUGUCCUGAUGGAUGGUCUUCCUAUCAACAUAAGUGUUUCAGAGUAUUUGAUCAGUCAUACCGAGUGACAUGGUCUGCAGCCAAGUUGAAAUGUGAAACGCAGGGAGGUGUACUGGCAGUGGUGUCCAAUCAUCUGGAGCAAGCCUUUGUCACUACCCUGCUUCAAAAUGCCAGUGUUGACCUUUGGGUGGGUCUGACCGCAGACUCUAAAGGUCAUUUCCACUGGGCCAAGGCUGGCCUGCUCAGCUACACCAACUGGGCUGCUGGAGAGCCACUCGACAACAGCGGGCCACACCACAACAAGACCCCGGGAAACUGUGUGGUGAUGAUUCACGGGAACCCACAGAAGAACACUGGCAUGUGGGCCUCACGAGCCUGUGAGAUGGAAAGUAAUGGCUUCAUCUGUCAAAGGCAACAAGACUCAGGUCUUUCUCCGGCCCCGGCACUUAUCCCUGCCUCCCUGUCAAAGCCUGUGGAGCUGGGUGGAGUGACAUACCGGGUUGUGGAAAAGCGUCUGGAUUGGACUGGCGCCCUGCACCUCUGUGAAUCUCUGAAUGGGACCCUGGCCACUGUGAAGAAUCCCUACCAGCAAGCUUACCUCACACUGCUGAUCAACAGCUUGCGUCAGCCUGCCUGGAUCGGUCUCUACAAUUAUGGAGGACGAAGCUUCACCUGGCUGGGUGAAGAAGAAGUUUGGUAUUCAAACUGGAGAGAUGGGGAGCCCCAUCAGACAGCUGGAUGCGGACGCAUGACCACUACUGGCCAGUGGACUAUGACUCCCUGUGAUGCUAAAUUGGAGGCUGCUAUCUGUCAGAUUAGUGAUGAGCCUGUGCUUCACGAGUGGAUCUACCCUGGCCAGUGCCCCCACUCUGUGGGGGAGUGGCCGUGGGUGCCUUUCAGAAACUACUGUUACGCCUUUAACCUGCAAACUGUUAGACUGCAGCAGGAUGCACGUACAUACUGUAAACAAGUGGGAGCUGAACUUCUCUCUAUCUUGGAUGAGACAGAGAAUGGAUUUGUAUGGGAACACAUCCAGAGUUAUGCAGCACAGGCGCAUGGAGCUUGGCUGGGCAUCAGCGUGAAAGGUAGAAGCCUAGUAUGGAGCGAGGACACAGAGAUGUCGUACACCAACUGGGAGGCGCAUGAUGUCGCCUUCUCUGUUCUGUCUCCAAACUCCUGCUUCUGGAUCCAGAGCAACAGUGGCCUGUGGAAGCCGGGCUCAUGCAGAAAUCGCACACAUGGAGUCAUCUGCAAACGGCCUCGCACUGCUGAAACCUCAGCUGUAAAAUUGGAUAGCGACCACCUGCCCACUCUGAUUGUUGUCAUGGUGACGGGCCUGGUGCUGGUGGUGCUGAUUGUUGGCGUGAUCUACUUGUACCGUCGGCGAACUGUUGGGUCACAGGGGUCCUAUGAAGGGGCCCGCUACAGCCGCACCAACGCGAGCCUCGCAGAGCAGUUGGAGAAGAACAUCCUGGUGUCUGACAUGGAGCUGAACGAGCAGGCAGAGUAGCGGAGCCGCCCCGGACCAAACGACCAACCCAGGACUGGACCCUACCUGACACAGAAAAGGCUGAUUUUUAACGUGCUGACUCAGAUACACAUUGUGGCAUUUAUGCUUGUGUUGUCUCUUUUGACACCAAAAAAAAAAAAAUAUUUUGAAGGGCUGUGUAGAGCGCAGCAGAUGUAAAGUUUAAAUUGAAUCCCUGCCUUCUCAACCCUCUUCUGCCAAGACUUAACAGUUCAGGCAAGUUCUCUCCAGACAAAUCAGAUCCUUCCAUAUGUAGCCUACAGCUUAUCCCCAAAAGCGUUCAUGAAGGCCAUGAGUGGAUCUACUGGGAGUUUAGUUUUAUUGCAGCUGGAAAAGUUCAACAUAAAUCGGUUUACUGAAAUGACUCCUCGCUGUCUUCCCUGGUGCCAAUGUAAAUUUUUGCUCGGUGUAUAUUUCCUUUGUUGUUCCCAUUUUGAUUGAAAGAUUUAUAAAAAAAAAAAAGUCCUAGAUCCACAGAUCGACUCUUAACUAAAACUAUUUGUCUCUGUCCUCUAAAUACACAAUCACAGUCUUCUUCAGGACCAAAUUCACCUUUUCUAAAUUUUCUUUUUUUUCUGUUUUGCCAUUUACAUGAACUUGAGGUGUGUUUUUGUUGUUUUAUUGCAUUCAUGUCAUUCCCAUUGAUUUGUCAUUAUCUGUACAGCUGUAGAGAGCUGUUACUGAUGAUGCAUGUGUGUUUUUUGUGAGUCUGCCUCUCCUCCUUUCUGAUCUGACACGUCAGCACCAGCUGUCAGGCAAACAGAGGAGGAAGUCCAAAUGUGAAUGUGUGGAGGGUGACAGGGACCAUUAUUAGUGGUGACCGUCUGAGGGCAGUACACUAGAAUUGUGCACAUUACUAAUACUAAGUUCUGUACUUAGUAUUGAAAGCUGGUCUGUAAGUAGACUGCAUGAUCAGUCUUUCAGCUUCCAGCUCCUUGUACAUUUUGGCACUUUCUGCUAUUUUCUUGAGCUAAUUCAAUCAUCCACUUGCCUUUAGUCAUUUUCCUUGAGACACUGUUGUUGUCCUGUGAUUCUUAACUUUAGUUUGCUUUGGCUCUCCAUGCCACCAUCUGUUGCUGUUUCAGCAAUUUUUAAGAGCAGUAAUUCUCUUUGUAUGCAUCAUGAAAAAGGGUUUGCAAUUUGAUAUUUGUCUGAUUCAUCUUUUUAUGGACCGCAUUUCACUUCUCUGUAUGUUUUAUCUCUUGGAUAUUUUUGUCUUUUUAAUGAUGCAGGUUUUAUUAUGUGCUUUGACUUAAAAAUUACUGGUAAAGACAUUUGAAAACUCCUACUUUUAUGGGAUACUCGUCAACACUUCCUCUCAUUGCCCCACAAAAGAAAACAUCCCUCAAGUGAAUGACACUAUUGUAUAUACAGUAUGAGAGCCAAGGAAUGUUUUAAAGUGAAAAUUUUGUACAAGAAAACCUCUUUUUCCACGUCAUUUUAAGAUUUCACAUUUGCACAGCGUAAUAACUACAUUUACCAGAGCUCAUUUGCCUCCUCGAACAUUUUUCCUUUUCCCUCAGCUCUUGCCUCUGAGUGCAUUUGUGUCUUUCUGCUUGCAGGAAUGCUUUGGAGCCGUUUCAGUCUGAGGCUUUUGGUGUCUCACAGAGCUGCUGUGAAAAAAAAAACACAGCUUUUUUUGCUCCAUGAGUUGGACUAAGACAGAGGGGGAAGGGAGGAGGACGGAGUAAGAAGUGUGUGUGUGUGUGUGUGUGUGGGUGAGAGAGAGCGUGUGCAGUCUCCAGCUGUGGAAUGUUGAGUCGGCAAGAAGAGCUCAGUGGCACGUCUGGAACCAAUCAGAGAAGGAGGGCUCAGGGACAUGAAGGGUCAGGAAGAAGAAGAAGAUUGGAAAAAGGAAAGCUAGAUGAAGGAGAAAAGGGGGGAAAGGAGGAGUGUGAGGAGGAGUCAGGGAUGUAGGAAGAGAGGAAGGCAGGAUAGGAGUGUAAAGGGUGCAGUGGUUUGUCCCGGCUUACCAUGGCCUCUGCUGGUAGUUUUGCUGUACAGGUUUGUCUUUAUAUACAGUAAAAUAUGAACAGAUUGAGGUGAAGGUGUGACGGCCCUCUGUGUGUUCCCCAAUGAGAUCAUGUCUGUGAGGCAGGCCGGCUCUUGUCCCUGUGAAGAUUAGCUGAAGCACCUGUUCAACUUUUUUUUGAAAGUUUUUGUGUCUUUUUUUUAUAUGAAAUGAAUAAAGUCUAUGUUCUCAAA
Molecule: messenger RNA, 6806 nt
Organism: Sander lucioperca (pikeperch)
Lineage: Eukaryota; Metazoa; Chordata; Actinopteri; Perciformes; Percidae
Gene: mrc2
Product: mannose receptor, C type 2
Exons: 29
Coding region: 168-4583 (1471 amino acids)
Molecular function (GO): signaling receptor activity
Source: RefSeq, a predicted model, not a curated record